AUGUCUCAGGAACCCAGGACAUACUCCCUUUUCCUGUGCCUUUUUCUGAGCCAUGGAGUGGCAAGUCCUACAGUUCCAGAUUCCAAGCAGGAUUUGCAUCCAUUGUUGCAAAAAAUGGCAGAAGAGAUAAUACAAGGAAGCUAUCUGAACGCAUUACUGGAUCUCAUACAGUUUCAAAGCUCCCCCAUGUGGACGGCAGACCUGUCCCACAGAGUCCUGGCCUAUCUGAAUUCACGGAAUGUUGCCUUCACCAUCCCCAGCCUGCAGGCAGCCAUGGAAAACCACCUGGAGCAGCGUUUGUACCAGCCCCAGAAGCUGCUGGAGGACCUGAGGGAAACAGAUGCUCAGCAGUUCCACACCGCCAUGAAAUAUCUCUUAGAAGACAAGAAAGACCGCCUGGAGCUGGAAGACAUUGUUAUUGACUUGGGAGAGAUUCGGAAACAAGCCUUGCAGAGCCCGGGUGUGAACCGCAGCCUGUUUCUCAUCACGCUGGAGAGGUGUUUCCAGGUGCUGAACUCCCUCGAGUGUGUAGAGAUCCUGGGCAGGCUGCUGAGGGGGUCCUCGGGCAGCUUUCUCCAGCCAGACAUCACAGAGAGGCUCCCCCGGGACCUGUGCAAGGACGCCUUCAAGAACCUAUCUGCUGUGUUCAAAGAGCUCUACGACGGAACCUCGGCCCAUUCCCAGCGAGCUCUCUACUCGUGGAUGACCGGGAUUUUGCAGACCUCCUCCAACACCACUGAUGAUUCUGUUUCAUGGGUCACUGCAGAAGACUUAUGGAUUUUGGGCAGAUAUAUGGUUCACCUAUCAUUUGAAGAAAUUAUGAACAUUAGUCCUAUAGAAAUUGGGCUGUUUAUCAGCUAUGACAACGCCACCAAGCAGCUGGACACGGUUUAUGACAUCACGCCUGAACUGGCGCAGGCGUUUCUGGAGAGGAUCAGCUCCUCCAGCUUCGACAUGAGGAAUACGUCUACCAUCCACAGGCGAGGGGCGCGGGCCCUGGCAUCCCGUAUUUUCUCACACAGGCUGGGCCUGCUGGUUUGUUUCUACAAUGACCUGGAGUUGCUGGAUGCCGCCAUGGCCCAAGUCCUCCUUCACCAGAUGAUCAAGUGCAGCCACCUGAGGGGCUUCCAGGCCGGAGUUCAGAAGCUCAAAGCCAACCUCCUGGACAUCGCCACGGAGAACCACACCCUCAAUGAGACUCUGGGCUCUUUGUCUGAUGCGGUUGUGGGCUUGACCCAGAGUCAGCUGGAAUCCCUCUCCCCCGAGGCUGUGCACAGCGCCAUCUCUACCCUCAACCAGGUCUCAGGCUGGUCCAAGAGCCAGGUCGUCAUCUUGUCUGCCAAAUACUUGGCCCAUGAGAAGGUGCUGUCCCUCUACAGUGUCAGCCAGAUGGGCGUGCUGCUGGCUGGGCUCGGCACCCAGGCCUUCUACGGCAUGGAUCGCAGGGACCUCUUACACAUCCUGAGGAGCACCAUCUCCCUGCACGUGUCUGACUUGUCGCCUGCCCAGCAGCAGGGUAUCCUCAGCAAGAUGAUCGAAGCAGGAGAUACCACCUCAGGUGUUGUGGAAAUACAAGGGGCUUUCUUUAAGGAAGUGUCUCUCUUUGAUUUAUGGAAGGAACCCGGAUUCAACGCUACAGUCCUCAAGGAAAAGGAACUUCGGAGGAGUCAGGCCUUGUUCCUGUAUGAACUUCUGUCCAAGACAACCAGAAGGCCUGCGGAGCUCCUGAGCACGAGGCAGCUGGUCAAAGGCGUGACGUGUUCCCACAUUGAUGCCAUGAGCGCGGAAUCCUUUCUGGCCCAUUUCCAGUAUUUUGAGAACAACCUCUCCCUGCUUUCACCACAUCAGGUUAAUUGUUUGGCGUGGAAGUACUGGGACGUUUCCAGGUCCUCUAUGCCACCCUUCCUCCUGGCUGCACUCCCGGCUCGCUACCUGGCUUCUGUCCCCGCCUCCCGGUGUGUGCCCUUUCUCAUCAGCCUGGGCAAGAGUCAGUUGGACUCCUUGGUUUUAGAUUCCCACAAAAAGAAUUUGGUCCUCGGGAAAGUGCAGCAGUGCCUGAACGACUCCGUUGCUGACGAGUAUGCCGUGGACAUCAUGGGGAACCUGCUCUGCCACCUGCCGGCGGCCAUCGUCCACCGCGGGGUGUCCCCCGGGGCCUGGGCCACCGCCCUGCACGGCCUCAGAGACUGCGCAGACCUCAGCCCCGAGCAGAAGGCCGCGCUGAGGCUCAGGCUCCUGGAGCAGCGCGGACUUCCCCAGAACUGGACAGCCGAGACUACAAAGGACUUGGGACCCUUUCUAGAACUUUUCUCAGGAGAAGAAUUGAGCUCUAUUGCCACAAAGUUUCCUCACAUCCUUCAACAGACAGCUUCCAAGAUGGCGGGGACUCUGCCGCCACAAGAAUUCCUCUGGGCUGUCUUUGAGUCUGUUCGGAACAGCGAUGAGAAGAGGCCCAGCUCUGAGCCCAUCUCUAGUUGCCAUGGAGUUGCGGCUCCCUCUUCAGAAGACAUCUUCAAGUUGGCUGAAGCCAAUGCCUGCUGGGCCCCUGAGGACCUGCUCUGCAUGGAGGAAGACACGUUCAUCAGGAGCGUGGAGCUUCUGGGGGCCGUCCGGGGUUUCAGCUGGCCUCAGCUGAUGACCCUGAAGGAGAAGGCAGUACAGGUUUGGGACAUGCCUUCAUACUGGAGAGAACAGCAUAUUGUAUCCCUGGGGCGCAUUGCUCUGGCUCUUAACGAAAGUGAGCUGGAGCAGCUGGAUCUCAGCUCCAUUGACACUGUGGCUUCCCUAAGCCAACAGACAGAAUGGACCCCAGGACAGGCUAAAGCCAUUCUGCAAGGGUUCCUAGAGGAUUCAGGCUAUAGGAUCCAGGAUCUGAAGAGCUUCCACUUAGUAGGACUUGGUGCAACCCUGUGUGCUGUGAACAUCACCGAAAUCUCACUUAUAAAGAUCUCAGAAUUCAGAGUGGUGGUGGCCAGAAUCGGGACCCUGCUCUGCAGCAUCCAAGUCUUGGCUGAGUUUAAGAGGAAGGCAGAAGUUGUGUUUGGGAAUCCCACUGAGUGGUCCAGCUCUGUCUUGCAGGAGCUUGGGACCAUUGCAGCUGGAUUAACUAGGGAAGAGCUCCAAAUGCUUGACAAGGAUUUGAUGCCAUAUUUCCAGCCAUCAGCAAUCAAAUGCCUUCCUGAUGAGAUAUUCAAAGAGCUGUCCGCGGAGCAGAUCGCCGCCCUGGGCCCCGAGAACGCCGCGGCCGUGACCCCAGCUCAGCGCCGGCAGCUCAGCAUGUUGCAGCUGCAGAGCCUCCAGCGGGCGCUAGAUGGCGCCAAGACUCGCUCCUGGCUGGACGCGCCCCCGAGCGCCCGCCCCAUCCGGACCCCCUCCUCCCGUUCUCUCCCAGGAGCUUCCAUCUCCAGGGGGCUUUGGCUUGUCUGCCUCCUGCUGGUUCUAACGCCCAAGCUCGUGUGGUGAGCGGUGGGCACGC
Messenger RNA from Diceros bicornis minor, 3475 nucleotides. It is a transcript of the gene OTOA, whose product is annotated as otoancorin. Gene Ontology annotation, cellular component: cell surface. The transcript has 28 exons. Gene Ontology annotation, biological process: cell-matrix adhesion. Bases 1 to 3462 code for a protein of 1153 amino acids. NCBI's taxonomy places the organism in Eukaryota, Metazoa, Chordata, Mammalia, Perissodactyla, Rhinocerotidae. The record is from RefSeq and is a predicted model, not a curated record.